AUGUCUGAUUGUGGCAAACCAGAACCCUCAUCGACCGUAGAUAAGAACCCGCAGAUGAAACGUCAGAAUCCGGACAACACCAGACAACCUGGAGGCAAACGCUACCGCAUCGACGCGUACAAUGAAGCACUCGCAGAAGGCAAGUUUGAGCUUCGUAUGUUGAUCCCCACAAAAUGUGCUGGGGCUGUUAUUGGACGUGGUGGAGAAUAUAUCAAACAGAUGCGUGAAAAGGUAAUUUACAUGAACCAAUUUUUGAUAUGGGACUUUAUCUGGCAUUUAUUCCGGUGGUUUAACUAAUUGGCUUGAUAAAGCAGGGAACAUCGCCGCAUGUUCGCUAGUAACCCUUCCUGUUUGCAGUUUGAUGCCUCCCUCACUGUACCCGAUAGGAAUACACCCGAACGGUAAUUUUGUUUCCCAUUACUUUAAUCGUCCACAUGGAUACUCCAGUUCCGCCACCUGAAGACCCACUAUUCUGUAAAUACCGCCUUGGGGAUAUUGCCAUUCUUUGAGUUUUGUUUUUAAUAUUAUUUCUUGUUUAGAGUGUUUACGAUUAUUGUGGCACAGGAUCGUCUAGAGGAAUGUGUUUCUGAGGUACUUGAACGUUUGGGAGAAGUAAGUGUUCUACGUUUUGGGUUAGUUUUUAGAUGGCUUUUUUGUAUUAAAACCGUUGUGGAUCUAAAAACUAAAAUUUAGUUGCAGGAGAUACAAAGCAAGAAGCCAGGAGAGAUUGAAGUCAAGCUUCUGGUGCACCAAUCUCACGCUGGCGCUAUUAUUGGCAGAGAAGGAUCUAAAAUCAAAGAACUGAGAGAACAGACCGAGUCUAAUCUCAAACUUCAUCAGGAGUGCUGUCCGAUGAGCACGGACAGAGUUGUUCAGAUCACCACUCUUGCCGAGCGGAUGCCGAGUGUUAUCAAAACUUUGGUCGAUUUCCAAAGAGACGUAUGUUUGUUAAAAAUAUUUUAAAUAUAUUUUGAUUUUAUGGGAUGAUGUUGUAAACUGUUAUUUUAGAUAGCAAUCAAAGGUAUCCAAAAACCAUACGAUGCUGCCAACUACGACCCGAGAAUGGUGUUUGGUUACGGAGGCUACGGAUCUGAGAGAUAUGGAAGAGGUGGACCAUCAUUUAAUGACUAUUCUCGUGGCGGAGGUGCUGCAAUGCCACCUUACGGAGGACAACCUCCUUAUUCAAGAGGUGGUUUACCUUCGGCUGUCGGAAUGCCUGUGCCCGGAGGGUUCCUAGGAGGAGAUCAGGGACAAAUAUCGACAACUCAAGUCACCAUUCCUAAUGGUCUUGGAGGUACCAUCAUUGGGAAAGGAGGCGAACGUAUCAAUCGUAUCCGCAGGGAGAGUCAUGCUCGGAUCGACAUUGGAAAUGCAUAUGGAAACGACGAACGUAUUAUCACGAUUGCAGGAACUCCAGGACAAAUACAGACGGCUCAGUAUUUAUUGCAACAAAGGCGAGUUAAUAUAUAUAUAUAUUUUGAAUUGUUAACUUUAAAUUUACUUAAUGUUAUACUUAAGUUUAACUUUUGAGUACAAUGUCUAAUAAUUUGUUUUAGUGUUCGCACAUCGGAAGCUGGCAGACGGUAUCUACAUGACCAAAAAUGA
Molecule: messenger RNA, 1605 nt
Organism: Bursaphelenchus okinawaensis
Lineage: Eukaryota; Metazoa; Nematoda; Chromadorea; Rhabditida; Aphelenchoididae
Source: the annotation of a GenBank genome assembly